Messenger RNA from Debaryomyces fabryi, 1407 nucleotides. RefSeq lists its product as uncharacterized. NCBI's taxonomy places the organism in Eukaryota, Fungi, Ascomycota, Pichiomycetes, Serinales, Debaryomycetaceae. Gene Ontology annotation, molecular function: cysteine-type deubiquitinase activity; proteasome binding. The transcript has a single exon. Gene Ontology annotation, biological process: protein deubiquitination; proteasome-mediated ubiquitin-dependent protein catabolic process; regulation of proteasomal protein catabolic process. Bases 1 to 1407 code for a protein of 468 amino acids. The record is from RefSeq and is a predicted model, not a curated record.
AUGAUAUACACGGAUAAAAGAUGUGUUCAGCCAAGCAAGGAAUUAGCUUAUUUAUCAUUUUUACCACUAUCUCAACCGGUCUCAUUCAAGUCAGAAAACGUAGGAAUUCAGACUGAUAAACAGGAUGUGAUUGACAUUUCUGAUGAUCAAGAAACAGUUGAAAAUUCAAAGGAUUCUCCGAUCUUAGUUUCGUCUGAUUCUUCCAGUAUUUCUGGUGAAGCAGAAAUGAUUGAUGACCCAUCCAUUAUUAAAAGUGAUGAGAACACAACAUCAGAUUCGAUAGAAGAGAUUUCCACGCCCGAUAAAUCGAACUCAAUACAUUCUGAUAAACGAGAAGACGAACCCAAGAUUUUACCUAUAAGUACCGAUCAGAUGGAAAGUACGAUUGAGGUUGGAAGACAACAGGAUGUCACCGAGUGCAUUGAAAAUGUUACGUUUCAAAUUGAAACUGCAUUAGAACCAGAAUCGUUAGAAGAUGACAAUGAACAAUAUGAUAUGAUCAAGGAAUUAUUCAGCGGUAAAACAAAGCAAACUAUAACCCCCUUAGACGCUCAAGGAAAGGAAAGAAUAUCGUAUGAAAGAUUUUUCAGUUUAAUUAUAAAUGUUAGUGAUCAUCCUAAGGAUAUAUACGACUCCUUGGAUAGUUAUUUCAGCGAGGAUACUGUAAAAUUAGAAGAAGGUCUAGUUAAGAAAUCAUUAACUAUUAGUCAAUUGCCUAAUGUUCUUCAAUUUCAUGUGCAAAGGGUUAUGUUUGAUAGAGAAAAACUCAUGGCUUAUAAAUCGAUCGAGCCAAUUCCGUUUGGUGAGAAUAUAUACCUUGACCGUUAUUUGGAUACUGAAGAUGAAGACAUAUUAAGAAAAAGAAGUGAAGUUUUCCAAUGGAAGUCUGAAAUCAAGCAGUUAAGAGCAAAGAAAGUUGAACUAUUACACAUUGAUGACACAACAAACUUAUCGAUUAUGGAUUCUUUGAUCGCCACUAAGAAAUUUUUAGAGGCAAAGGUGAUCACCCACGAAACAUUAAGCGUUAAAGCUGAAACCAUAGUAGCUCUCCAAGAGCAAAUUGACAAUUUAAAGCAAAAAUUAGAAACUAUAGAUACUGAUUUGCAAAGUUUAGGUGACAAAGUCUCCAACCAAUUUACCUCGUAUACUAAAGUUGGCUACUCAAUUUUCGCUAUUUUCAUUCAUAGAGGUGAAGCAAGUUAUGGUCACUAUUGGGUUUAUAUUAGAGACCCCAAGAAGAAUAUUUUUAGAAAGUACAAUGACGAGACAGUAACUGAAGUGCCCGCAUCUGAAGUAUUCAAUUUUGUAGAGGGGAAUACUGCUACCCCUUACUAUAUUGUUUAUGUUAAGGAUGAAUUGAAAGAGCAAUAUAUUGAGCCUCUUAAGAGAGUAAUUAAUAAAUGCUAG